Coregonus sp. 'balchen' is the source of this 8039-nucleotide messenger RNA. The record is from the annotation of a GenBank genome assembly. NCBI's taxonomy places the organism in Eukaryota, Metazoa, Chordata, Actinopteri, Salmoniformes, Salmonidae.
CUCUGACGGCGGCGGCGGGCCGGGGGAAGAUGGACGUGUGUGGCUUCCUGCUGGAGCAGGUGGCCAUGGUGCAGCAGGUCAACCGCAGGGGGGUCUCACCUCUCUUCUGUGCUGUCAGGCAGGGACACUGGCAGGUGAGGAACAUACACUGCUGGACAGAGAUCAUAUUGCCUCAAACUACAAUUACACAUCAAAGUAACCAUGAUGAUUUACCUUGAGGAAGUAGAGUUUAAGUCUGUGUGUGUGUCAGGUUGCAGAGCUGCUGCUGCAGCAUGGUGCUGAUGUGAACAUCAGUGACAAACAGGGACGAACACUACUCAUGGUGGCGGCGUGCGAGGGCCACCUGAGCACGGCCGACUUUCUGCUGUCAAAGGGUAAGUUACCGCGAUGCUACGCUAGAUAACGUCUGUGUCAGUGGAGGCUGCUGAGAGGAGGACAGCUCAUAAUAAUCGCUGGAAUAAAAGCAAAUGGAAUGGCAUCAAACACAUGGAAACCAUGUGUUUGAUGUAUUUGAUACCGCCUAUUCCGCUCCAGCCAUUACCAGGAGCCCGUUCUCCCCAAUUAAGGUGCCACCAACCUCCUGUGGUCUGUGUCCCAAAUGGCACCCUACUUUUUACCAGGGCUCAUAAGACUCUCAAAAGUAGUGCACUAUAUAGGAAAUAGGGUGCCAUCUGAGAUGCAGACCGUGUCAGCGAUCUGAAUACAAACCAUGCAGUCUGCUCUUUUUUUAAAAGUCAAAUGAAAUUCAAAUUCAGAGCAUCCAAAUAUCAAUAACCACAUAUCACACUUAGUUUUAUAUCAAAUGUUUUGUUGAGUGAAGUUAUAUGCUGUGGUUUUGAGAAAUAUGAUGUUGAAUAUUCGGUCUCUCCCAGGUGCGUUGUUGACGUCGAUGGACAAGGAAGGGUUAACGCCCCUGAGCUGGGCGUGUUUGAAAGGACAUAAGAACGUUGUGCAGUUUCUGGUGGAGAAGGGUGCAGUCAUAGACCACACGGACAAGAAUGGACGGACGCCGCUGGACCUGGCCGCCUUCUACGGAGACGCGGCAAUCGUGAGUAGUAGAGAGAGAUGGAUGGACGGACAGAUAGACAGAGACAGUCAUUGAGCUUAGUCUAAAUCUGUCUCACUAGGCCUGCCCAUUAGUUAGGCUCAACACAAGUCCUCUGUGUCUCCUUAUGGGACGCACACUGCUGAGAAUUACCAAAGAUUUAUGGGAGAGUUAAGAGUGUGUGUUCUGACUAAAGAAGAGAGUGUGUGGUUUGACUGUGUUGUUCCUGGUGUGUAGGUCCAUUACCUGGUGGAGAGAGGAGCGGUGAUAGAGCAUGUGGACUACAGUGGCAUGAGGCCGUUGGACCGGGCCAUCGGGUGUCGGAACACGUCAGUAGUGGUGACCCUGCUGAAGAAGGGGGCUAAACUGGGUAAGAAACUAAGAACUCUAACUAUGAUACAAAUGGUCCGUGUCUGUUUGCUGCAAAUAAUGUUCAUUCAGUUAAUGUGUCCACUUUCGUCUGAGUAUUCCAACCACAGGACGUUCUUUUGGUUGCUUUACGAUGUUAGUAAUGAGACUUGUGCUUCCAGCUGAGUGUCUGUAAUUCUACUAAAUAAGAUGAGGCUAAUGCCAUGGAAUCAGGUGACAAACUCCUGGUUUCAUUGAUGGUCACUGCUAAAUUCAAGGCAAUGACACUGAACCAAUUUCUACCAGCAUUCACCUAGUGUGGGUAGUGUCUCUCUCUCUUUCUGUCUCUCUCUCCCCCUCUCUCGCAACGCGCUCUCUCUUUCUUUUCUCCCCGGGGUGUGCCGGCAGGCUAAUUUGAGAAUGUGACUUAUCACCUAAAUGACAUUCACUGAGGUAUCUAGGCCUGGAGCUUAUCUGCCUCAUUUUACAUCUGCAGUGCAGGCCAGCCAGGCGCACCCCUCCCAGAAUUAGCUAAUGGCCAAUAUCUUCAACCCACUCCCCUUGCUCUGGUAGCAAUGUAGCCUGCUCCUAGCACACAAUGCUAUCAGUCUUUAUGAUCUGAAUGACCAUUACGACCAGCAAAUCACCAUUUUGUUUCAUUAGGAUUCAUAUCAAUGCAAUUGUAGGUACAGUAUAUCCACUGACAGACCCGCUCUAUAUUAUCAGUGCAGGAAUCCUUAAUGGUGAAACAGCCACAUCCAUUUGCGAUAUUAACACAACAAAGAAGUUACUGUAAACAACAAACACUGUUUUUUCCCUCAGACAUCAUUCCACGCGCGAUAGAACGGCAGAAUAUGUACUGCAAUUUUCUUUCGCGCGACACGCCUCACCUCCACUUCGGCAACUGUGAAUUCCAUCUUUAAUCUGGGAAAGGUCCAAAAUGAAUAAAUCACAUUUUAUAGUUGUAGCAGUUUCAAAUUCUCCUCUGCUUUCCUGAAUGCUUUUAUCUUUUUGCAUGAUUCCUUCCUUCCUUCAAUCUCUCAUCCUUUUUCCUUCUUCUUGACUGCAUUCAAUGUAACCCUAAGGGUGCAGAACGUCGCCUUAUGAUCGAUCAGGUACAAUCUUUAGGUAACUUUACCUUGUUACCAAUUUCCUAGUGAAUAUAGUCCGUGGAUUGGGGAGCGACAGUGGUGUAACUCUACUUUCUCUGUGUCUUUGUGGACCAACAGGGAAUGCAGCCUGGGCUAUGGCCACAUCCAAGCCUGAUAUCCUCAUCAUUCUCCUGCAGAAGCUUAUGGAGGAGGGCAACCUGCAUUACAAGGUAUGGAAAAGAGAUCAAGUCAACAUUACACUGUUAAAAGGAUACUUCGGGAUUUUGGCAAUGAGGCCCUUUAUUUACUAUACUGUGCCGUUUGUAGGAAGUUGCUAACUAGCGCUAGCGUAAUUGCUAACCAGCGUUAGCAUAAUGACUGGAAGUCUAUGGUAUCUGCUAGCAUGCUAGCAGAUACCCAUAUACUUCCUGUCAUUGCGCUAACGCUAGUUAGCAUUGGCUCAUGAAACUACCUCCAACUUACUUCAUACUUGACACAGAGACAUAAAAAUGGUAUCCACAAGUUCAUCUGACUCUGGGGAAGUAGAUAAAGGGCUCAUUGCCAAAUCCCGAAGUAUCCCUUUAAGCCUGAACUUUAUGGUUCUAAACAAGGACAUUAUACUGUAUAAUGUUUAUGUACAGUCAAGUGUGUUCUGAGUGAAUGGAAUAUUUGAUAUUUUAUGAUGGGCUACAUUUAAACAAGACUGACGCAAGUACUAUAAUUAUGCCUUGAUGAUGUCACUGAAUUGAUCAGCCAUCAAAAGUGAGUACGGGGUAUACACAUACACCACCAGACGUUUAUCUAGUUUAAAGUCCUGUGUAGCUCGUCAUAAGCAUGGCGUUUGAACGCCAGGGUUUGGGUCGAGCCAGAAAUGAUUAUAAAAGGAAGUCGCUCUGAAAGACGUCGCUAAAUGACUAAUGUAGUUGUAAUGUAAUGUAAGAGUGUUUGUAUACAUCUUAGCCACUGUAUAAAAAGGACGUCUCAGCCCUAUUGGUAAGAUAAACAAAUGACUGUAUAUUUUGAGCAGCUCAAUGCGACGCAGCAGAGAUGAAUGGGUGCUGUGCCAGUGCCACGCUCACCUUCUGAUCCAUGAUUGAGCCGUGACAUUUAAUAGAUUGAGUUUUAUGGCAGAAAAGGACAAUCCGCUCAGGUGGAACCUGUGUGUGAUUGAUGAGAGAGAGAGAGGGAGUGUGUGAGCUGCUGCCGCGCGGCUGUUGGGUUGGGGGAGUAUCUGACGACCAUCCUUCCCUCCCUCUCUCGAGUCCUCUUUCUCUUUCCUUCCCCCCUCUCUCGCGUCCUCUUUCUCUUUCUUCCUCCCUCUCUCGCGUCCUCUUUCUCUUUCCUUCCCUCCCUCUCUCGCGUCCUCUUUCUCUUUCCUUCCCUCCCUCUCUCGCUCUCCUUCCUUACCUGUCUCGUUCUCCUUAAUUUCCCUCUCCCUCCAGAAGGGGAAAAUGAAAGAGGCAGCCCAGAGGUACCAGUAUGCUCUGAGGAAGUUCCCCAGGGAAGGGUUCGGCGAUGACCUGAAGGCCUUCAAAGAGCUGAGGGUGUCUCUGUACCUCAACCUCUCCCGCUGUCGAAGGAAAACCAACGUAAGAUUCCCCACGUCUAUCCUCCUCCUCUCCUUUUCUCCUCUAGUGCUGUAUUUACUGGGUCAUUGGUUCCCUAAGGUCUCCGUUAAAAAGACAUACAGUGCAUUAGGAAAGUAUUCAGAUCCCUUUACUUUUUCCACUUUGUUACAUUACAGCCUUGUUCUAAAAUUGAUGAAAUAAAUGUUUUCCCUCAUCAAUCUACACACAAUACCCCAUAAUGACAAAGCGAAAACAGGUUUUUAUAGAUUUUUGCAAAUGUAUAAAAACUAAAAACAGAAAUACCUUAUUUACAUAAGUAUUCAGACCCUUUGCUAUGACACUCGAAAUUGAGCUCAGGUGCAUCCUGUUUCCAUUGAUCAUCCUUGAGAUAAUUCUACAACUUGAUUGGAGUCCAGCUGUGGUAAAUUAAAUUCAUUGGACAUCAUUUGGAAAGGCACACACCUGUCUAUAUAGGGUCCCACAGUUGACAGUGCAUGUCAGAGCAAAAACCAUGUCAUGAGGUCGAAGGAAUUGUCUGUAGAGCUCCGAGACAGGAUUGUGUCGAGUUACAGAUAUGGGGAAGGGUACCAAAAAAUGUCUGCAGCAUCGAAGGUCCCAAAGAACACAGUGGCCUCCAUCAUUCUUAAAUGGAAGAAGUUUGGAACCACCAAGACUCUUCCUAGAGUUGGCCGCCCGGCCAAACUGAGCAAUCGGAGGAGAAGGGCCUUGGUCAGGGAUGUGACCAAGAACCCGAUCUUCCAGAAGGACAACCAUCUCUGCAGCAAUCCACCAAUCAGGCCUUUAUGGUAGGGUGGCCAGACAGAAGCCACUCUUCAGUAAAAGGCGCGUGACAGCCCGCUUCGAGUUUGCCAAAAGGCACCUAAAGACUCUCAGACCAUGAGAAACAAGAUUCUCUGGUCUGAUGAAACCAAGAUUGAACUCUUUGGCCUGAAUGCCAACCGUCAAGUCUGGAGGAAACCUGGCACCAUCCCUACGGUGAAGCAUGGUGGUGGCAGCAGGGACUGGGAGACUAGUCAGAAUAGAGGGAAAGAUGAACGGAGCAAAGUACAGAGAGAUCCUUAAUGAAAACCUGCUCCAGAACGCUCAGGACCUCAGACUGGGGCGAAGGUUCACCUUCCAACAGGACAACGACCCUAAGCACACAGCCAAGACAACGCAGGAGUGGCUUCGGGACAAGUCUCUGAAUGUCCUUGAGUGGACCAGCCAGAGCCCGAACCUGAACCCUAUCGAACAUCUCUGGAGAGACCUGAAAAUAGCUGUGCAGCGAUACUCCCCAUCCAACCUGACAGAGCUUGAGAGGAUCUGCAGAGAAGAAUGGGAGAAACUCCCCAAAUACAGGUGUGCCAAGCUUGUAGUGUCAUACCCAAGAAGACUUGAGGCUUUAAUCGCUGCCAAAGGUGCUUCAACAAAGUACUGAGUAAAGGAUCACAUUUAUUUUAUAUAUAAUUCUAAAAAACUGUUUUUGCUUUGUCAUUAUGAGGUAUUGUGUAUAGAUUGAUGAGGGGAAAAAACAAUAUAAUCCAUUUUAGAAUAAGGCUGUAACAUAACAAAAUGUGGAAAAAGUCAAGGGGUCUGACUACUUUCCAAAUGCACUGUAAUAUGUGAUCAGGCCAUAUAUGACACUAGAAGGGGACAUUGGAAGAUCUUUAAGUCUAAGAAACUGUUGUUGUACUGUGUAUUUCUGAAUGUAUCUCAAAGAUACACGCACCAGAAGUAUGGCUGCUGUUAGGGAGUAGUAGACAGCGCUUUAAAAGCCCCAUGAUACAAUUUCAAGCCAAUUCGUGUUCCAGAUCGAUGAAACGUGCCAUAAACUAACACAAUGCUCUUAGGAACAGAAUGAAUGCAAUAAAUAAUACUAUCUACUACCCGUACAAAAUUAUAGCUAUUAAGCUGUCCAGUUGAGUGAGUUUGAUUGAGCCAUUCAGGGCUAAAUUAUAAUCUGUGCAGAAGUCCACAAGCGAUAGUAUGCUUGUAGUCAUUAGUGGAGCUAAUGUCAGCUUGCUGCCAUAAACAAUCAGGGAGAUAGAUGCAGAGAGAGAGAGAGCUGGUCCCCUGGACAAUGUGUAUUUCCAUUUCCCUGCAUUGGUUAAUCAUAUUGAUCCUUCACUCCCCUCACAACAGGACUUUGGCUUGGCAGAGGAGUUUGCAACAAAGGCCCUGGAGCUGAAACCCAAAUCGUACGAGGCCUAUUACGCCCGCGCCCGAGCCAAGAGGAGCAGCAGGUAAAGCUAUUCAUCAGGAGAACUCAACUUUUAGGAGACCAUUGUUAGCAUGAAUUGUGAGAAUAUGGUUCUGUUUUUUCUUUUUUUUUUGCGCUUCUCCAAAAUCCACAUACCUCGUUCUGUAUCUCUCUAUCCCUCCCUAUCUCCAUUCCACCACAGGCAGUUCACGGCGGCCAUGGCUGACCUACACGAAGCAGCCAGGCUGUGUCCCAACAACCGGGAGAUCCGGAGGCUGCUGGCCCGUGUAGAGGAGGAGUGUAUGCAGAUGCAGCGCAGCACCACCCAGGGAAAACCGCAGGGGGCCACGUCCUCGUCCAACCAGGCCCCGGCCAACCACGACUCUGACCACCAACACGAGGAGGGGGAGGAGGAGGUGGUGUCGGAGCAUAGCAUGGCCGUCAGUAGAGGUCUGGAUGGACAGAACACUCUGGGGCUGAAUAAAGUGGAAGGGGAGGGGACUUCUCAGUCUCAACACUCAGAUAGGAGAGGAGAGAGAGGUGAUCCCUGGCCACAGAACAUCUACUCCAUCAAUAGAACUCUGCCUGACACCCUCACCACCCAGCAGCAGCAGCAGCAGCAGAGUACCAGGCCUGGCUCUCCCCCCUCCGGCCCUUCGUGCCCUGGUAGGCUGAGUCACCACUACCCUCCCGGGGAGCCCAGAGAGCCCACCAAGCAGGCCCAGAUAGUCAAAACCAACCAGCACAUGAGCUCCCUGCAGGCAGGAGGCCGCUCCUCGGGGGCCAAGUCCCAGUACGCCCCUUCCAGCCCCCUGCCCAGCCGACACAUGUCCAGCAUGCUGAAGCCAGGGGGUCUGGGCAUCGACAUCAGCCCUCUACCGCCCCCUCCUGAUGAGCCCGUCCACGGGGAGCAGCGCCUGUCCAUGGCUGCUGCCUCCCAGAACAUGGCUAUGGGCCACCACUGCGACAGGGACAGCGAGUCCCUGCACUCUGCCCAGGCCUCCUACUCCUCCCAGGACUGUCUGUCUGCCCACUCAGUGUCCUCCCUGGACGCUCUGACCUCAGGGUCUCCCCAGGACCUCCUCAAUGCUGCAGGGCCAGGCCAGGAGCGAAGGAAGGUGUGUGGGGGUAACGGGGUCUCCCAGGCAGUCUCUCAGGGGGGAGACGGCAACAUCAGGGUGUCCAGCUCCACCAGCUCCCUGGCCUCCAGCAGUAGUCUAUCUGAGAGCGGCAAGCUGCAGGGCCCUGACGUACGUACCAAGACCACCACAGACAAGGCCAAGCAGGGCCAAGGAGGCACAAGCGAGUGGAAACCCAGGCCCUUCAUGGGCAUCAUGGACAAGAAGGCACGCUUUCUUCAGCAGCAGCAGCAGCAGCGGGAACAACUGCAGCAGCAGCAACAACAACUGCAGCAGCAACAGCACCAAAGGCUCCAGAACCACCCAGUCCUACAGACCGCCAACGGAGCCCUCCGCAGCUGGCAGAGUCACUCCUCUGAGGGAUUAGUGUGCCACACCACGUCUGCCAUGGGCCUCCAGGUGGCGGGGGCGAACUGUGAGCUACCUUAUGCCAAAAUAGGGAGCAUUUACCACGAGCAGCUCAAAGCUCCAUCUCAGGGUGCUAUGGGGAGCCUGCAGAACGGAAUGCACUCAAAGGAAUUUGCAGAGAAGUUCUGCCAAGCAGCCACCUGUUACAAGGAAUCCAAGCCAGCUCUGGCCAUGCCGUCGCACGCUUUUGUGGACAGUAGGCCCAAGCAGCCGAGCUUAGCCCGAGAGAAUCCCACCAUU